AUGAUGAAAACUCGAGUCCGUCUGUUGCUGCUCUUGUUCACUGGUGCUCUUACCUUGUUCGUAGUGUUUUUUGUCUUCGAUGAAAAACCCAACAGCGUAGACAUUAAAGACAACAAGUAUUAUAGUCAAAAACUUAAACCACCGACCCAUUACAAGCCUGCAAAACAACAGUAUAUCAUACAUCCACCGCAUGUAGAACGUACAUUACCCAAUCGAAGUGGAAUCGUUCCAAGAGACGCAGUUUGGCAAAAAGUCCAAUCAACAAAGUACAAAUUUUUCAUUUAUUCAGCAUACUUGGAUACAAGAAUCAAAUCUGUUGGACCAUUGGUACGCAUAAUUGGUGCCACCAAAACUCGAAAACCAGAUCCAGUUUGGUGUAGAUUAUGGUAUGCAAAUAGUUCCAAGACUGUUUCAGCAUUUGUGAAAGCAAUCCGGGAAAACUGGAAUCUAAAGUACAGUGCAGUAUUUGUGUUGUGCAAAUUACCAUCAGACGGAAACCAUCCGUUAAGCGUAUCUAUUGUAUCUCAUAUUAAAGAUCCAAUUACGAAUGAAAUUCUGAUUCAAAUGCCAAAACCAACUAGUCAACUCAAGACUGAUAUAGAAAUUUGUGUUAAGCCAUUUCAUUAUUAUUAUGAUCGAGCAAUACAACUUAUGGAAUUUGUAGAGUUAAAUUAUUUACUCGGGAUUGGACAUUUUACAUUUUAUAAGAACACUAUUGGGCCAAAUGUUGAAUGUGUUUUGGACCGUUACAUAAAAGACAAUUUGGUUUCUGUUUUACCUUGGCAGUUGGAUAUGGCAUCCAAGCAAGAAAUCAGAACUGAAGGAAUGUUUGCUGCGCUUAAUGAUUGCUUGUAUAGAAAUAUGUACAAAUCAAAAUAUGUGGCAUUUUUAGACAUAGAUGAAAUUAUUGUUCCUAGACAAAAUGAUACUUUAAUCAAAUUAAUUAACUGGUUAAACAUUUAUCAAACUCCAGCUGCUUAUUCAUUCCGUAAUGCCUUCUUCUACAUGCAAUGGGCUGAUGAUGACUCUUUACCCUUAGAUCAGAAUCCAUUUCAUUCAAAUCUUGUAGUAUUACGUAAAACACGGCGUAAGACUAAAUUGCAUCCACAUAAACAACGUUCAAAAUAUAUUUGUGAUCCGCAACGAAUAGUAGAAGUUGGAAAUCAUUUUAUCUGGGAGUUUUUAAAUCCUAAUGAUGGAACAUUUUAUUUUACCCCAGAACGUGCAAUACUUCAUCAUUAUAGGGUUUGUGAGUAUGGAGGAAAUGAUUGUGUAACUGCAGACUCUACAGUGGACCGCACCGUGUACAGGUACAGAAAAAAAUUGGUCGACAGAAUAACAAAUACUCUUAGCAACUUGGAUACAAAUUGUCUAAUAGAAGCUCAAUCAAACACUAAUGAAACAAUGUACUUCUCAAAUUAA
Molecule: messenger RNA, 1422 nt
Organism: Macrosiphum euphorbiae (potato aphid)
Lineage: Eukaryota; Metazoa; Arthropoda; Insecta; Hemiptera; Aphididae
Source: the annotation of a GenBank genome assembly